Anneissia japonica is the source of this 1071-nucleotide messenger RNA. Its product is annotated as E-selectin-like. The coding region runs from base 88 to 600 and encodes 170 amino acids. NCBI's taxonomy places the organism in Eukaryota, Metazoa, Echinodermata, Crinoidea, Comatulida, Comatulidae. The record is from RefSeq and is a predicted model, not a curated record. The transcript is spliced from 4 exons.
AUUCAACACUUCACAAAGAGCCAGAAUGAUAUAGCUCAAACCUUUAUACUAGCGGUAAAGUAAUAACCAACUCCAAGAAAAACGAAAAUGUCUCGUACACCAACGUGUAUUGUUAGUGUAAUCUUUUUUUGUUUAGCUUUAGCGGAGGCAGAUUGGACGAGCGUAACGUUUGGGGACAUUACUUACCAUUUUGACGACGCGGAUAAGAAAUAUGUCCAGAUCGCAAAUCACUGUUCCAAUCAAGGAUUAUUCGUUUACAUCGAAAAUGAAGAACAAAACUCGUUUUUAGCCAACAACUUGAGAGACAAUAAUCCAAUAGUAUUAGGCAUCAAAAGAGUUGGAGGAGUGUGGACGUGGCAAGCAACAAAUGAGCCGGCUGGUUACACAGCUUGGAAAUCAGGUGAGCCGGCAAGUGACAAAGAUUGUGCUUAUAUUGAGAUGGAAAGCCACUGGAUAUCAAUGGAUUGCAACACAAAGAAAAAAGUCUGUUGCGUAGAAGGUCUGAAAAUCAAGAAUCCUGCUAGUGAUAUUGGGAAGGUAUUUGAUAUACUAUCCUACAUGAUAGUAAGGAGUUUUCGGAAGCUUACGAAACAGUCAUAAUGUUUAGACAACCGUUCCCAUAAUAUUUGUCACAACGUAGGCGAUUUAUGCCUUUUGAAUCAAGGAUCAUAUUCAGCUCCUACAGCAUUAUUGUCAAGAAUGUUUUAGGCACGAAUGACGAUAAUGAUAAUGACGUAAUCGUAUGCGAUAUCAUUUUUUUAAUGUUGCGAAACCUCUUAACACCAAAUAUCCAAACACCCUCUCUAAAUUUGCAUUCACACUGAAUCCGAAUUUUCGUUUGGGAAAGCUUACAGGAAAUCGGAUCAGUGUAAAGAAUAGGGACACUGGCGUUCAGCGUAUCGGAAACGCGGUCCGAAUUUCGGUUCAAAUCCUAUGUAAAUGCAGCUAAAAGCCAACAAUAAUUUCGGAAUAGUAUUUGUUAAUUGUUAGGCCUAUAAUUGUAUUUAUUUAAUUUAUAAUAAUUAUAAUAUUUAGGUCAUUCUGUCAUUUAUUUUGCUAUUUGAAAAACUG